UAUGGGAACCUUGGGAAGAAAUUGCAGUGCCCUGAGCAGAGAUAUUUGUCUUGUUGACAGCCACAGGUGAGGUGUUGGAAGACUGGAGAAUGGCUAAUGUGGCAACAUUAAAGCAAGGAUGCAAGGAAAAGCCAGGGAAGUACAGACCGAUCAGCCUGAUGUCAGCGGUAGGUAUCGUCACUGCCACAAUACUGACAAAGCCAAUGGAGCCUUGAUCAGGAUUACCCACAUUGAAGGAAAUGUUGGGAGUGAGUGGCAUCACAGAUCGUAUUCGUCAUGCUGGGAACUCCAGAGGAAUCUAUUUUUCAGCCUCUGCACUGAGCAACCACUUUGGGAAAUGGACAUCCAAGGAUCUUUGCAGUGGAAACUCUGGCAAAAACUCUGGCUCAGGUAGUCAGAGGAGGCCAAGCAAGCUCCAGCAUGGCAGAAGCUACAAAGCCCAACCUCAGCCCUACCAGCUCACUCUGCCACAAAUUAACAGCAUCCUGAAAACCAACGAGUACAGCUUCAAGGUGCCAGAGUUUGACGGCAGGAACAUCAGUUCCGUGCUGGGCUUUGACAGUAAUCAGCUAGCUUCUAAUGUCCCCAUUGAGGACAGGCGCAGUGCAGCCAGCUGCCUACAGAGCCGGGGGAUGCUGCUGGGGGUUUUCGAUGGGCACGCUGGCUGUGCCUGUGCUCAGGCUAUCAGUGAAAGAUUGUUGUAUUACAUUGCUGUAUCCUUGCUGCCUCGCAAGACCUUAAUCGAGAUAGAAGACGCGGUCGAAAAUGAGCGACCAGUGUUGCCCAUUUUGCACUGGCACAAGCAUCCCAAUGACUAUGUCAGCAGGGAGACAGGAAGGCUUUACUUCACCAGUUUAAGGACUUACUGGCAAGAAUGUAUUGACCUGGUAGAUGAAGAGAAGCUGGAUACUAGUGCUGCUUUAAAACAUGCCUUCAAUCGCCUGGACAGUGACAUCUCCCUCGAAGCUCAGAUCGAAGCCGGCAAUCCAUUCACCAAUUAUACUGCACUUCGGGUGGCUCUGUCCGGCUCCACAGCUUGUGUCGCACACAUCAAUGGCACUGACGUGCACGUGGCAAAUACUGGCGAUAGUCGGGCAGUGCUGGGCGUCCAAAACCCCGACGGCUCCUGGUCGGCCCUGACACUGAGCACCAGUCACAAUGCCCAGAACCCUGAGGAGGUGCACAGGGUCCGGUCGGAGCAUCCUGCGUCAGAGGAGAAGACGGUCGUGCGGCAUGACAGGUUGCUGGGCCUCCUGAUGCCUUUCAGGGCGUUCGGAGACGUGAAGUUCAAGUGGAGUUUGGAACUCCAGAAGCGAGUGUUGGAAAGCCGACCAGAGUUGCUGACAGGCGACGAGUUCUUCAGAAGCUACCCAGCCAACCACCACACUCCCCCUUACCUCACUGCCGAACCCGAAGUCACUUAUCACAGGCUGAGGCCUCAGGACAAGUUCCUGGUUUUAGCUACCGACGGCUUGUGGGACAUCAUGCACAGGCAGAACGUGGUGCAGAUUGUAGGGGAGCAUCUCACCCGUCUGCACAUCCAGCAGCCCAUCUCUGCAGCAGGCUACAAAGUAACAGUGGGCCAGAUGCACAGCCUCCUGCUGGAGAGGAAGGCCCGCAUGUCCUCAGCUUUCAAAGACCAAAACACCGCCACCCACUUGAUUCGCCAUGCACUGGGCAGCAACGAGUUUGGCAACAUUGAGCACGGUCGCCUUUCGAAAAUGCUGAGCUUGCCUGAGGGGAUGGCCAGAACGUACAGGGAUGAUCUAACCGUGGUGGUGGUGCAGCUGAAUUCUCACCUCAUUGGGGCAUACAACAGAGCUGAAGACAGCGUCAACUGAAAACACAUUCAGCUUGCUCCUGUAACGGAAACUGUGGGCUGAUACUACAAGGCAACAAAACUAUUUUCAGUGAUGAUGAUGUAAUGAAAGGAAAGGAAAUGACACAUUGA
This is a messenger RNA of Chiloscyllium plagiosum (whitespotted bambooshark), 1951 nucleotides long. Lineage: Eukaryota; Metazoa; Chordata; Chondrichthyes; Orectolobiformes; Hemiscylliidae. The record is from RefSeq and is a predicted model, not a curated record.